CUGCCAGAGAGCUGCUGUGGCUCAGAUAUUAUGAUUAUCUUUCCAAACAGAACAAGAAGUGAUUGAGCCGUGAUUACACCAGAGGAAGAGCUCCCUGGGGCUGUGAUGUGAAGAGAGGAAUCACAGCCUUGCACAGUGCACACGUCUAGGCACAGACUGUGACUCCAGCUGUUGGUGUCCUCUCCAGGACCAGGAGGGGCCAGGGAAGAUGAGAGUUCCUGCACUCUUGCUCUUCUCCUUCUUCAUGGUCAUCCAGGGCUGGAAUGGCUUCCUGGGGAGCAGUGAUGGCAUCAAAGCAAAACAAGAACUCGUUGUGAAUAAGGGAAAGCCUUCAGGUUCAAUCCAGGAAUAUGAGCUGCUAUUUCAGGUGGCCUAUAGGAAUUCCAAGGAGAAAAGAGACAUGAAAAACUUUCUGAAGUCUUUGGAACCUUUGUCAUUUUUUUUACCUGGGGGAACGAAGAUUAUCAGAGCCAAGGCCACCACGUACUGUAGCAGCCUGAGUGGGGUCCUGCGCUGUGCCUGUGAGGACGGCUACUCCUGGUUUCCUCCCUCGUGCCUUGAUCCCCAGAAAUGUUACCUUCACACGGAGGGAUCGCUCCAGAGCUGUGACUGUCCUCUCAAAAACCUCACCCAGAGCGUCCAUUUCUGUGAAAGAACAAAGGUUUGGGGUACUUUCAAAAUUAAUGAAAGAUUUACAAAAGACCUUUUGGAUUCAUCUUCUGCUAUAUACUCCAAAUAUACCACUGGAAUUGAAAUUCAACUUAAAGAAGCAUACAAAAGUAUCCAAGGUUUUGAGUCCGUUCGAGUCACCCAAUUUCGUCAUCAUGGUAGAGAUGGAAGCAUCAUUGCUGGGUAUGAAGUUGUUGGUUCCAGCAGCACAUCUGAACUGCUGUCAGGCAUUGAGCAGGCAGCUGAGAAGGCUAAGACAGGCCUGCACCAGCUGUUUGCACUAGAAGACAACUCUUUUAGAGUGUUCGGAAAAGCCCAGUGUAACAGCAUUGUCUUUGGAUUUGGGUCUAAAAAUGAUGAGUAUACUCUUCCCUGUAGCAGUGGCUACUCCGGAAGCAUCACCGUCAGGUGCCAGCCCUCUGAGUGGCAUGUCCUCAGGGAGACGUGUGUGCUCUCUGAGCUGGAGGAACUGAAGAAGAAUCUCAAUGUGAUCGCCAACAACGCCACUGAGGCAACCGUGUCAUCCUUGGUGCAGAAUCUUUCAAUGGUCAUUCAGCAAAGCCCAUCAACCACAGCUGGGAAUCUGGCUUCUGUGGUGUCAAUUCUGGGCAAUGUCGCGUCCCUGUCUGUGAAAAGUAAAUUAAAGGUGUCCAUUUCGACAAUGGAGAAUGUCAUCAAUAUAUCUGACCGCAUCCUUAAUUCAGCCUCGGUAACCAACUGGACAGUGUUGCUGCAGAAAGAAAAGAAUGCCAGUUCCGAGCUACUAGCGUCACUGGAAAACAUCAGCCUUCUGGUCCCUCCAACAGCUCUGCCUCUGAAUUUUUCUGGAAAGUUCAUUAACUGGAGAGGGAUUCCAACACCCUCAAAUCAAAGCAGUUUCAAUUAUAACUAUCAGACUGAAAUGUUCAAAAAAAAUACCUCCGACCCCAUCAAAGGCCAUGUGUUAAUUAGGUCAGACCAAUUCCAGAAGCCCUUUCCAGAAACUAUCAUCAGCAUGACCUCCUUGACCCUGGGGAACAUUCUCCCCGUUACCAAAAAUGGAAAUGCUCAGGUCAAUGGGCCCGUGAUAGCCACGGUUAUCCAAAACUAUUCCAUCGAUGAAAUUUUCCUCACUUUUUCCAAGAUAGAAUCGAAUCUGAGCCAGCCUCAUUGUGUGUUCUGGGAUUUCAGGCAUUUGCAGUGGAACGAUACCGGCUGCCACCUGGUGAAUGAAACUCCAGACUCGGUGAUGUGCCGCUGUACUCACCUGACCUCCUUCUCCAUGCUGAUGUCACCCUUCAUCCCCUCUGACAUCGUUCCUGUGGUGAAAUGGAUCACCUUUGUGGGACUGGGGGUCUCCAUUGCAAGUCUCAUCUUAUGCCUGACCAUCGAAACUCUGUUUUGGAAGCAGGUCAACAAAAACCAAACCUCGCACACCCGUCACAUUUGCAUGGUGAACAUAGCUCUGUGCCUCCUGGUUGCAGACAUUUGGUUCAUUGUUGCUGCCACCGUAGACACCACGGCAAACCCGUCUGAGGUCUGCACGGCUGCAGUGUUCUUCACGCACUUUUUCUACCUCUCCUUGUUCUUCUGGAUGCUGAUGCUUGGCUGCCUGCUGGCAUAUCGGGUGGUCCUCAUGUUCCACCACAUGGCCACGCCUUUGAUGGUGGCUGUCGGGUUCUGCCUGGGCUAUGGGUGCCCUCUCAUUAUAUCCAUCAUCACCAUUGCGGUCACACAACCCAGCGAUGGCUACAAAAGGAGAGAUGCCUGUUGGCUUAACUGGUCCGAUGGGAGCAAACCUCUCUUGGCCUUUGCGGUUCCUGCCCUGACUAUUGUGGUUGUGAAUUUGGUGGUGGUGCUGUUAGUUCUCACGAAGCUCUGGAGGCCCGCUGUUGGAGAAAGGCUGACUCAGGACAACAAGGCCACUGUCGUCCGCGUGGGGAGGAGCCUCCUCAUCCUGACCCCCCUGCUGGGGCUCACCUGGGGCUUUGGCAUAGGAACAAUGGUGGACAGCCAGAAUGUGGCUUGGCACGUUAUUUUCGCAUUACUCAAUGCAUUACAGGGCUUUUUCAUCUUAUGUUUUGGAAUACUCUUGGACAGUAAGCUGCAACAGCUGCUACUCAACAAGUUACCUCCUUUAAGCUUUUGGAAACAAGCAUCAAAGCAAAACACCUCAGAUUCAUCAGUCAAACCCAGAUUGGAAAAGACUUUCAACUUAUUCCAAUACAAAGGCAAUUAUGUACUUUCUAGUACUGGAGAGUCCUCAAAUGACAUCACGCUAACUCAGUUUUCAUCAACUGAAUAAGGCCGGGAACCCUAAAAUCGAGGACAAUUUUUUUGGAGCAAAUCGACAUUUAGAGCUAAAUGUCAGUGAAGAAAACAUUCAAUCUUCGGUGGAACUUUCUGAUUUAGGAGUCUGGGAAUAAAAUAAGGA
Messenger RNA from Hippopotamus amphibius kiboko, 3082 nucleotides. It is a transcript of the gene ADGRF1, whose product is annotated as adhesion G protein-coupled receptor F1. Lineage: Eukaryota; Metazoa; Chordata; Mammalia; Artiodactyla; Hippopotamidae. The transcript has 15 exons. The coding region runs from base 209 to 2953 and encodes 914 amino acids. Gene Ontology annotation, cellular component: plasma membrane. Gene Ontology annotation, molecular function: G protein-coupled receptor activity. The record is from RefSeq and is a predicted model, not a curated record. Gene Ontology annotation, biological process: synapse assembly; cell surface receptor signaling pathway; adenylate cyclase-activating G protein-coupled receptor signaling pathway.